UGCUUGACUUAAAGAAUAGAAACAUAAUCAAUACGGAGGGGAGAGGACCUCUUAAAAUCCAAGAUGGUGGAGAUAAGAUGGCACCGUUUCGUUUGUUUACUCUUGUUAGCUCUUCUAUUUGACAGAUCAUGUCAACAGUGUGUUGGUCCAGAAGGGCCAAAUGGCCCUCCUGGAUCCGAGGGCAGCCAGGGAACAGGGACAGGUGAUAGCUGGUACGAUGUCAUGGGAUCCAACAGAAACUGGAGACAGUGCACAUUCAAUUGGGCAGACGGUCGAGACAGUGGUACUGUUUAUACGUGUUCAUUCACGAAGCAGUCAGCAGCGUCAUCCCUGUAUGCUGCCUUCAGUGGUACGACACGACUUCAUAAUUGUCAUGGUUGCUGUUGUAGAUGGUACUUGACGUUCAACGGCGCUGAAUGUAAUGCACCCCAGGUCAUUGACGGAACCGUCUACAUGGCACAUUACACCGGUGCUGAUCUUCACCGACACCGCACGAUAUCAGGAAUAUGCACCAAUAUCGCUGCCGGUAGUGUCACAGUUGCACUGGUAGUGGGAGCAUGCAGCGGGUAUGGAUACUUCGACUGCUAUACAGGCUGGAAUGCAAUUUCUCGGAUCAUCAUCGAAGAAUUACCCGCAUCUCCAUAUAGCUGAACAGUAGUUGUGAUGUCCUUUAAUUUGACAUUCUUCUUUUCUGUCUAAGGAUUGUAAUUUUAGGUAUUCUAAAGGACACACGUCCUUCUUCUAACCGUUAUAAUUCAUAUGCAUUCACGAAU
Strongylocentrotus purpuratus (purple sea urchin) is the source of this 773-nucleotide messenger RNA. Its product is annotated as collagen triple helix repeat-containing protein 1. The coding region runs from base 64 to 651 and encodes 195 amino acids. NCBI's taxonomy places the organism in Eukaryota, Metazoa, Echinodermata, Echinoidea, Camarodonta, Strongylocentrotidae. The record is from RefSeq and is a predicted model, not a curated record. The transcript has 4 exons.